AUGGCUUACAACUUUGUCGACACCCCUCGCACUGACAUGGCCGACUUGACGCGAUUCGAUGCUGACGCUCUGUCGUUCUCUAUGGAGCAACCUUUCCCCUCGCCCUCCAAAGACCCAAAGAACGAUCUUGUACGCCAGAUGAAAGCUCGACAAGGUGCUGCGCAAUCUAUCAAGACUCCGCGCGCUCGCAACAACCUAGUCAAUGCCAGGAACGGCCCUUCCAGGAACGAAUUCACUCCUCUCCUCAAGAGUGCCGCGCACAACCGCUUCCGCUCAAGAGAGAACAAGGAGAAUGACAACGACCUACUUAAUAGCGUUCUGAGUGGACGCGCUCCUGCAACGCCUGCCUACCUGAAGCCUGGCUACGUCGAGUCCCACACUCCUGGCCUACCUGUCAACAGCAGCAUGAUGGAUCACGAUCACACCGGCAGUUCUCAAGGAGAAGGUACCCCUGUUCCACCUGCUAUCGCCAGCAGCAGUAUCAUGUCUACUCCCAUGCCCAUCUUGCCCCAGAGGAAUGGAGGCCUGGUCGACCAGGGCAAUGUUCUCACAUUGCGUGAGCAAGAAGCUAAACUCGACGCCGUGACGAAAGAGAACUUCAACUUGAAACUCAAGAUUCAUUUCCUCGACGAGAACCUUAAACGCACGGGAACCGACUACCAGCAAGAGGUCAUCAGGCAAAAUACCGAGCUGAAGAUUGACAACACUCAGAUGUCCCACGAGAUCAAGCAGCAAAAGAAAGCCAUUCAGCGUGCUGAGGCAGAGCUGGAGCAAUAUCGCCAACAACUACGCGACUACGCCGAAAAGAUUAAGAGGAAGCAUACAGACGAUAUAGUCAAGGAAGAAAUGGAACGCUUGCGUCAACAAGCCGAGAAGAAUCAGACCCUGGCAGACGAGCGAGAGGAACAGAUCAAUGAGCUGCAACACAGACUCAGCAAGGCUGGAAAUUCCUCGGACGAGAAAGUCAAGGAUCUCCAGGAUGACAUCUCCGACCUUGAAGCCGAGAUUCGCGCCAAAGAGAUCGACCUUGACUCCAAGGACGAACAGAUCGAGAAGUUGCAGAAGAAGCUCAAGGAGGCGCAAUCUGACGACGGCGAAGCGGACGGCCUGCGCGAUGAGAUCGCAGACCUCGAAGCCGAAGAGCUCAACGGUCUGCGCGAAGACGUCGCUGCUCUCGAAGCUGAUCUGGAAACACGAGAACGUGAACUGCUGGAACAUCGCGAGGAAAUUGAAGACCUGAAACAACAAGUCAGAAGCGCUCAAAACACCGACCGGUCAACGAAGAAGCUUCGGGGCAGCCUGGAAGAGCUCGAAACCCAACUCAGAGACAAAGAUCAAAUCAUCGACCAAAAGCACAACGAGCUGCGCGCUCUGGAAAAGCGACUCCAGACUUCAGAAUCUGCUCAUACGACCGACAUGCGCGAUGUUGAGAGCGAACUCCAGGAGAAGGACUUCUUACUAGAGCAGAAAGAUGGGGAGAUUAAGGCUCUACAGGAUCGUCUCCAGACAGCACGCGGCAGCUGGGAUGCCGAAGCAAUGCAGACCGACGCUCGUCUGCAAGAGAAGGACCAGCUGGUUUACGAAAGAGAAUCACAACUCCGUGAGGCCUCGCGUUUGGUCGAAGAACGCAACCGCGAAAUCGCAGACCUGCAGCAAUCUCUCAAGUCUAACGAGAACGGCAACAACGCACAAGCUCAACAGCACAGACAGCAGACCGAGCAGAUUCGACAACUCCAGGAACGUUUGCGAUCCACCGAGGCCAGCGCAGGCGCCGAGCGUGACGAAAAGUCAGACAUCAUCGCAUCGAAAGAGCGAGAAAUUCGAAGCUUGCAAUCGCGAGUCCGUGGACAAGAAGGAGACGAGAGCAAUGAAAUCCGCCUCAAGACCGAACACAUCGAGCAACUUGAGAAAGAAAUCCAGUCGAAGAACCACCAGGCUUUGCAGCUGGCUACGGAAACGCGUGCUCUCAAGGAUCGCAUGAACUCUAUGGAAUCGCCCACAAAGAAGAACUCGAUGCUUAGUCAACAAGCAGAACAAAUUCGCAACCUCCAGCAGGCUCUUCGCGCUUUGUCAAGCGAGAAAGACGCAGAAUUGAACGAGCUUGAGAACCAAUUGCAGUCUGCGGAGACCGAGCUUGACGGCCAUCUCAAGAAGAUUCAUCAAUUGCAAGAGCGCUUGAGAUUAGCAGAGAGGGACCAAUCUUUCGCAGGCCACAUGGACGAAGACAUGCAAGAGAAGCAAAAGACCAUCGAGCAGCAAGAAGACCAAUUGUUGGAUCUGCAAGCUAAGCUCCGCAAGGCCCUGCAAGAGAAGGAGUCUGAGAUGGUAGCAUACGAGACCCGUCUUCGCCAAGUCAAGCAAGAAGUCGACCACGAAAAACAACAACUCAAGGACGAACACGACGAGGCCUUGGAAGCUCUGGAGGACGAGAUUGUUGUUCUGGAAUCUAACGUUGAAGAUGCCCAGAACGAAAAAUCGGCUUUGCAGCAAAAGAUCGAGCUGCUUGAAAGAGAUCUCGUAGCAUCAAAGCAGAACGGCACGCCAGUCCGCGAACGCAACGAACUUCGCUUGAAGCUGAGAAACGCCGAUAUGGAACGAGACAACCUGAAGAGCCAGAUCCAAGACCUUGAGCGUGAGCUUGACGCAGCCUGGCAAGCCAAAGAGAACGGCACACCUGUUCGUGAGCGCAACGAGCUACGUUCAAAGUUGAGAGAGUCACAAAACGAGAUUUCCAAGCUGCAGAACCGCAUUCAGUCUCUGGAGUUCGAUUUAGAAUCCGCCCAAGCCGACAAAACCAUGGCCGACGAGCGCAUGGACUUGCACGAAUCUCUGAAGGAAGCUAAGAUCGAGGCGGAAGACCUGCAACUUCAAAUCGCAGGCCGCGAGAAGACAAUUGCCGCUCUGACAAAGAAAGAGAAAACUCGCUUGCAAUCUUCUCUUAGCCGCGAAAAUGAGUUGCGAUCCAAGCUGAAGAAUGUCCGCGGCGAAGCAGACGAUACGAGAACCAUUAACCAGAGAGAGGUCCGGGGUCUGAUUGAGGCCAAGGAGAAGACACACGCUGGCGAACUCAAGGGACUUGCCAAACAGAUCCAAUACCUACGAGCCAGAUGUGACCGUGAAGAAGGAUUCCGCAAGGAUCUUGUGUUUAGCAAGCGCUGGUUCCUGAUGCAGGUGGAGAUGUACGGUGCAUGCAACAAAGCAGAUCUCAAGCUGCUCGAGGAGAUGGGCGUAACACCCAAUACCCAGGUGCGAGAACGCAAGCCAAGCCUGAAGUCAGUGGCCUACAUGGUCAUGGCUACAGUGCGCAUGCAGAAGAUGCAGGAGGCGUGGUCAGGCAACAAGAAACUGCACGAAUCUUUGAUGAAGAAGUUGGAUGGCAUGAGGAGGAAGCAAGGCAAGACGCCGCUACGAUGA
Aureobasidium pullulans EXF-150 is the source of this 3414-nucleotide messenger RNA. RefSeq lists its product as uncharacterized. Gene Ontology annotation, cellular component: type III intermediate filament; microtubule organizing center. NCBI's taxonomy places the organism in Eukaryota, Fungi, Ascomycota, Dothideomycetes, Dothideales, Saccotheciaceae. The coding region runs from base 1 to 3414 and encodes 1137 amino acids. The transcript is spliced from 5 exons. The record is from RefSeq and is a predicted model, not a curated record.